This is a messenger RNA of Myotis myotis, 447 nucleotides long. RefSeq names its product single-stranded DNA-binding protein, mitochondrial-like. The record is from RefSeq and is a predicted model, not a curated record. Gene Ontology annotation, molecular function: single-stranded DNA binding. Gene Ontology annotation, biological process: positive regulation of helicase activity; mitochondrial DNA replication. Gene Ontology annotation, cellular component: mitochondrial nucleoid. Bases 1 to 447 code for a protein of 148 amino acids. The transcript has a single exon. Lineage: Eukaryota; Metazoa; Chordata; Mammalia; Chiroptera; Vespertilionidae.
AUGUUUCAAAGACCUGUAUUGCAGGUACUUCACAAAUUUGUAAUACAUGAGUCUGAAAUAGUAAGCAACUUGGUUUUCAAAAGAUUUCUGAAUCAUGUGCAGUUACUUGGGCGAGUUGAUCAGGACCCUGUCAUGAAACACGUGGAAGGAAAAAAACAAGUCACAUUAUUUUCUCCAGCAACAAAUGAGAUGUGGAAAUCAGGAGACAAUGAAGCAUACCAAAUGCGUGACAUCAGUCAAAAGACAACAUGGUACGGAAUUUCAGUAUUCCAAUCAGACCUCAGAGAUGUGGCAUAUCAGUAUGUGAAAAAGGGCUCUCAAAUUUAUGUGGAAGGGAAAGUAGACUAUGAUGAAUACAUAGCUAAAAAUAAUGUGAGGAGACAAGCAACAAUAAUCAUAGCUGACAACAGUAUAUUUCUGAGUGACCAGGUGAAAGAGAAGGCAUAG